Carica papaya (papaya) is the source of this 1102-nucleotide messenger RNA. It is a transcript of the gene LSH4, whose product is annotated as LIGHT-DEPENDENT SHORT HYPOCOTYLS-like protein (DUF640). The record is from RefSeq and is a predicted model, not a curated record. NCBI's taxonomy places the organism in Eukaryota, Viridiplantae, Streptophyta, Magnoliopsida, Brassicales, Caricaceae. Gene Ontology annotation, cellular component: nucleus. Gene Ontology annotation, biological process: mRNA transcription; response to light stimulus.
UUUGAUACUUCAAACAUAAACACCAACACCAACCCCACAACCCUCACCAUCACCACCGCACCAGGAGGAACAACAGUAGGCUCGUCUUCCACCUCCCCUACCACGCUAAGCCGCUACGAAAACCAGAAGCGCAGGGACUGGAACACCUUCGGCCAAUACCUGAGGAACCACCGGCCUCCUCUCUCGCUCUCACGGUGCAGCGGAGCCCACGUGCUGGAGUUCCUUCGUUACCUUGACCAAUUCGGGAAGACCAAGGUUCACACUCAGCUCUGUCCUUUCUUCGGCCACCCAAAUCCACCAGCACCCUGCCCCUGCCCGCUCCGCCAGGCUUGGGGCAGUCUUGAUGCCCUCAUUGGCCGUCUACGUGCCGCCUUUGAGGAACACGGCGGCAAGCCCGAGGCCAACCCCUUCGGCGCUCGCGCCGUCAGACUCUACCUGCGCGAGGUUCGCGAUUCACAAGCUAAAGCUCGUGGGAUCAGCUACGAAAAGAAGAAAAGAAAGCGACCCCCUCAGCCUCCGCCUCUGCCAUCUGCACCACCUGCUCCUCCUACUGAUUCUCAGUGACAUAUCUGCAGGGCUGAUAUAUGGUAGUUCUACAACUGCUUUUAUAUAAUUAUAUUCUAUGGAAUAUAUCCAAAUUAUGCAUGAAAAAAAAGAAAGAUGUUGCGUGGUUAUCUUCUUUUUUAUUUUCUUUCUUUUGCCCUUUUUAGAUUUAUGUAUGCGCUUUGAGUUAAAUGAGGCAACAUUCCAUGAUUGACAAAAAUAUCAUCUUCUGUUUGUAAGUGUUUCUGGGUUAUGUCGGGUUUAAUUAGUGUGUUUAUACUUUUCUUGUUUUAGCAAAAACUGGGUAAGCACAGCCCUGAUCGGUGCAGUAACACAAAGUGUCAAGGGCAUUAGGUGUCGGGUUCAGUAGCGGAGUACUAGAAAUGGAUACACCAUAUAUCUUUCUAAACUAAAAUGUCAUAGUUUCCAUGGAUCGGUACAGUAGUUGUUUGCUGUUGUGAUCAGUAGUAGUAAGUAGUAGUAGUGUAACAGUGGUGAUGUUUAUAGUAUAGUUUGUAGUAUAAAGUGAAUGUAACUUUAACAUCCCCAAUUUGUCAAA